Pipra filicauda (Wire-tailed manakin) is the source of this 1215-nucleotide messenger RNA. RefSeq names its product nicotinamide nucleotide adenylyltransferase 3 (gene NMNAT3). The transcript is spliced from 7 exons. Gene Ontology annotation, cellular component: mitochondrion. The record is from RefSeq and is a predicted model, not a curated record. Gene Ontology annotation, molecular function: nicotinate-nucleotide adenylyltransferase activity; nicotinamide-nucleotide adenylyltransferase activity. Gene Ontology annotation, biological process: NAD+ biosynthetic process. The coding region runs from base 322 to 1134 and encodes 270 amino acids. Lineage: Eukaryota; Metazoa; Chordata; Aves; Passeriformes; Pipridae.
ACAGACAUAUCGCAGUUUUCUGUGAGGUAACUUCUCCAUGGAAAUCUUUUUGCUGCCUGGACAGAGAUGGAAUAAAAAUAGUACUUAUGUUCAUUAUUAAAGUGGAAGGUGGGGAUACACUGGUAAAUAUUUGUCACUGUUGCAGAGGAUUGAUUUCAGUGACAGCACAUGCUGGGAACUUACUGACUGGAGUAACUUCUGUUACAGAAUUACAGGUUGAAGUCUUUCCCUGGAGUCUCCAGGGUAUGAAUGAGUAAGAGCUGCAAUCAAACCAUCCAACACCUUUGUUUCAGGGUGGAGUUUUAAUGUUUUGCUGUCAGGAUGGAGAGCAGGAUCCCUGUCAUUCUUCUAGCCUGUGGCUCCUUCAACCCCAUCACAAACAUGCACAUGCGGUUGUUUGAGCUGGCUAGAGAUCACCUGCACCAAACAGGAAGGUAUCGGGUGAUUGAGGGCAUAAUGUCUCCUGUGAAUGACAACUAUGGAAAGAAAGGCUUGGUUUCAGCAAGGCACAGGAUAGCAAUGGCUAAACUAGCACUGAAGACAUCUGACUGGAUUCGAGUUGAUCCUUGGGAGAGUGAGCAGGAGACAUGGACAGAGACAGUCAAAGUAUUAAGGCACCAUUAUAAUGAAUCACUCAGAUUGCUCCAGUCCAAGAAGGAAUUCAUGGAAAACAAACAUCCCCAUGAAAGAUCCACCAGGGAUUCCCUUUCUUGCCAGCACCCAGUUCUACCAGAAUUAAAGCUGCUCUGUGGAGCUGAUUUUCUACAGACAUUUAAGACCCCCAAUCUCUGGAAGGAAGAAGACAUCAAAGAAAUAGUGGAAAAGUUUGGUUUGGUCUGUAUUAGCCGGGCUGGCUCUGAUCCCUCUCAGUAUAUCAAGGAAUCAGACCUUUUAACUCAAUUCCAGCACAAUAUCUUCCUGGUGAAAGAAUGGAUUCAGAAUGAAAUCAGUGCAACACGGAUCCGCUCUGCCUUGCGCAGGGGGCUGAGCGUCAAAUACCUGCUGCCAGACUCGGUGAUAGCCUACAUCGCCCAGCACAACAUCUACACGGAGGAGAGCGAGAGGAGGAACGAAGGGGACCUGCUGCAGCCUCUGAAACUGCAGAACCCAGCAGGAACCCCCCCGAGGGACUGAUACCUCCACACACAGCCAGUUUGUCCGCUGGAAUUUCUUCAGCAAGUUGUUUCUUGUUAAUAAAAAGAAAGCACAUCAGUC